Messenger RNA from Fusarium redolens, 1286 nucleotides. RefSeq names its product glycerate dehydrogenase. Gene Ontology annotation, molecular function: oxidoreductase activity, acting on the CH-OH group of donors, NAD or NADP as acceptor; NAD binding. The record is from RefSeq and is a predicted model, not a curated record. Bases 79 to 1236 code for a protein of 385 amino acids. NCBI's taxonomy places the organism in Eukaryota, Fungi, Ascomycota, Sordariomycetes, Hypocreales, Nectriaceae. The transcript has a single exon.
AGUCAACGAAACUCUUUUACUUCUUUUAACGUAAACUCUCAGGAAAAGACUGAACGUUCCAAGGACCAUUAAGUCGAGAUGCUUCCCACUAUGCGUUCGCUUGGCCGCACAGCUCGUGGGGUUCCACUUCACGGAGAGUCGACGUUACCCUCCCUUUUAGUCCUGGAUGACUAUCUUCGAAUCUCAUCACAUCAUUUUGGACACUUGCAGCCUCCAAAAUUACAAGUUGAAAUAUCUGAUACUUACAUUCCCCGACGAACUGCUGAAGAGCGGAGCGACUUGAUUGAGAAGCUCUACCCAUACGACAUUAUCUCUACCAUGCGUGAGCGAACCCCAUUCUCUGGGGAGCUGCUGCGCCAACUACCCAACUUGAAGUUACUAUUAUGUACCGGUACUCAGUUCGAAACGUAUGAUCUAGAGACGGCUAAGAAGCUGGGAAUCACUGUCGCUACAGCGUUAGGUCGUGGCCGGAGUGACGCAGUCCAAACAACACAGCAUAAGCAGGACAUCCGUAAAGGAGGAAGUCAUCCUGCAACGCACCAUACAUGGGCUAUGAUCCUUGCUCUGGCUAGAAACAUUGCGGCAGACGAUGCUUCCAUCAAAGCUGGCGGAUGGCAAUCAGACAUGGCUAUUGGUCUGUCAGGAAAGACUUUGGGAGUCGUCGGUCUGGGAAGGUUGGGAGCAGCAGUGGCGAGAAUCGGGUCUCUGGCCUUUGGUAUGAAGAUCAAGUGCUGGAGCAGCAGCUUAGACCAAGCCAAGGCUGAUGAGGUGACUGUUAAGCUUGGCCUGCCUCUUGAAGAUGAAGACGGUGAUAAGACCUUUGAAGCAGUAAGCAAGGAAGAACUCUUCGCAACUGCUGAUGUAGUCACUCUGCACUAUGUUUUGAGUGACCGGUCCCGUGGCCUUGUUGGCGCGAAGGAACUCAAGGCGAUGAAGCAGUCAGCGUUGUUGAUCAAUACAUCCCGUAGCGCACUCAUCGAUGAGACGGCACUACUGGAAGCAGCUACUGAGGGUUCUAUCCGCGGCGUUGCACUCGAUGUCUUUGAGUCCGAGCCUCUACUUGCAGAUAGCCCAUGGCGGUCUCAGGACUGGGGAAGAGGAAACAAGAGUCGGGUUCUGGUAACGCCGCAUAUGGGUUACGUUGAGGAAGGCAUCAUGAAUGGGUGGUAUGCUGAACAGGCAGAAAAUGUCGAGAGAUGGUUAGACGGAAAGGAUGUUCUUCAUCAAUUGGUUUGAGGCAGCACUUAUUGUCUCUUCAGCACAUAAACAGCUUGCAUAGCCAAACG